This is a messenger RNA of Teleopsis dalmanni, 1732 nucleotides long. RefSeq names its product STAM-binding protein. The coding region runs from base 158 to 1405 and encodes 415 amino acids. Gene Ontology annotation, biological process: protein K63-linked deubiquitination. Lineage: Eukaryota; Metazoa; Arthropoda; Insecta; Diptera; Diopsidae. Gene Ontology annotation, molecular function: metal-dependent deubiquitinase activity; K63-linked deubiquitinase activity; protein binding. The record is from RefSeq and is a predicted model, not a curated record. Gene Ontology annotation, cellular component: membrane; endosome. The transcript has 5 exons.
GUUGCGUUAUUGUACUUGAUCAGCUGUAUGUUCUGAGUAAUUGUUCAGGUUUAAAGUAUUAUAUUUUUUAAACAUUAUAUUUAUCAAAUGCUUUGAUAAGUAUAAUUCUUAACUGCAACAUAAUUGGAUUACUAAAUAAUUGGUAAACUUCAAAACGAUGUCGAGAAUUGGAAAACACAAUGAAAUUUCCAUGACCGAGUACGAACCAAAAAUAAGGAUACGGACAUUAUCGAAUUACGGAAACAUGAUUGAGAUUGAUCCAUCAAUUUCUAUACAGCGAUAUUGUCGUUCCGGUACAGAAAUGUUACGAAUGGCACAAGUUUAUUUAACAGAAAGAAAUCAUGAAAAUGCAUAUAUACUUUACAUGAAAUAUAUGACUCUUUUUCUUGAGAAAAUACGAAUGCAUCCAGAAUUUCAUAAUAUAAAAUCUGAAAUUAAAGCAAUUAAUAAGCGUAUUAAAGAAGAAGUAAUGCCAACAUCUGAAAAGCUACGUGCUAAAAUUCUUGACCACUAUCAAAGAGAGUAUGAACAGUUCCUGGCUCAUCGAGAGGCUGAGAAAGCUCGGGAAUUAGAACGAGAGCGUGAUCGAGAGCGUCAGAAACAAAUAUCUGCAGCAGCUACUUUCAUUCCAGCUAAUUUGCAUGUUCAAAUUGAUUCAACAGUUCAGCCGAGCGCCCCAGAUUUGAAUUUGUUAGAUCAGGUUGUAUACCCUAAUGAUUUUCCAACCAGCUCCAGUCGUUCACAUUUACCAAAUUCUGGAUUAUUAUUGGUUGGUGAUACAGAAAAAGAGAGCUUCAAAUCAAGUAUAAGUACUAAACCAAUUAUUGAUCGGAGCCAAAAACCACAAUAUUGUCGAUCUGAUUCCUUAUUAGAGGGCUCACUGCGAUCUGUAGUCAUACCACAAAAUACUAUGGAAGUGUUUUUACAUUUAGCUCAAAGUAACACGUCAAAAAAUGUAGAAACAUGUGGAAUAUUAGCAGGGCAUUUGCAACAGAACCGAUUUUAUAUUACCCACGUUAUUGUACCAAAGCAACAAGGAACUGCUGACAGUUGCAACACAAUGCAUGAAGAAGAAAUUUUCGAUGUGCAAGAUCAAAAAAAUCUCAUUACUCUAGGUUGGAUUCAUACUCAUCCUAGUCAAACAGCAUUUCUAUCUUCCGUUGAUUUGCACACUCACUGCUCCUACCAAAUGAUGAUGUCAGAAGCCAUUGCAAUUGUUUGUGCGCCUAAAUACCAAACUACUGGCUUCUUUAAUUUAACUCAAAACUAUGGUCUCGAUUAUAUCGCACAAUGUCGACAAACAGGUUUCCAUCCACACCCCAAUGAUCCACCAUUGUUUAUGGAGGCACAACAUAUUCAAAUUGAUUCACAUACACAAAUUGAAGUUGUCGACCUUCGUAGAUAGUAUGUGGAGUUGUUCGUAUAAAUUUGAAAACAAUGCUUUAAUGAAUUUAUCUGAUGUGUACUAAUCUACAUAAAGAAAAAAAGGUUAAAAAAGAUUUUAUAUUGAUAAAACCUUCCGAUUGGAAAUGUUUGAAAAGUUCAGCAAAACAACUGCCGAAGAGAGAAUAACAAUGAAUUUAAUUAUGCUUAACUACAAACAGAUGAUUACACACUACAGUUGAUUUGCACAUAAAAAGAUAGUGCUUUAAAAAAUGGUUAGCUUUACAACAAAACUAAAAAACAGAUAACAUAUUUUAUGUGUAUAUUAACUUAAUAUUUAUAAAAUUUC